ACGUGCUUUACGACUGUUUGGGAGGCUGAUUCAAAAUGGAGUAGAAUCGAGAGCUAGGAGCUCAACGGGAACGGGAUCGGCUCUAGCAGCUCUGUUUUUAUUUUUACAUCGUUUUUACUUUAGCGGAAUUUGAUUCAUUAGAAAUUAGAAACCGUAUCACAAUGUCAGAAGAAAAGAAGUCCGACUCUUUAGGUUUUUUCUCGAGCUACGACGAUUUGAGCGACAGCAGCGACUCAGACGAGGAGGGAGGCAGUCGGACGAAGAAACCGGGGACGAAAGCUCCGGAGAGCGCAGCCGAGUCCUCCCAACAAGGGACCAAGCGAGCGGCCGGUGGAGCUCCUUUACCCAGACCCGACGAGCUGUUCAGCUCCGUGUCCAAGCCUGCUUUCCUCUACAACCCACUCAAUAAGCAGAUAGACUGGGAGAGUCUGACGGUCAAAGCUCCGGAAGAGCCUGCCAGAGAGUUUAAGCCAUGGAAGACAAAUGCUGUGCCCCCUCCUGAGAGCUACGCUGUAGAGCCAGAGAAGAAGGGACCUCCUCCAGGUAUGGACAUGGCUAUAAAGUGGUCCAACGUGUAUGAGGACAAUGGGGAAGAUGCGCCGCAACCUUACACCGGCAAUGCCCGAUUCCUGCCUGCAGAGGAGCAACCGUCAGACUCAGAUGAGGAAUCAGAGAAAGCAGCCCUCUCUGCCAAGAAACGAAGAGUAGAGACCUUCCAGCAGAAGGAGAAGAGGAAGAGGGACUUGGGACAGGCCACCUCUGACAAGAACUUCGUUGAAGAAGAGAAAAGGAUCCUCAGGCAAAAGAUCGAAUGAGACCUAAGCUCCCCGCAACAAGGCAUCACUUUCUAAUUUAAAUGUUUUAUUCCAGCAAAGAACAUUCACCAACAUUAGCACAGUAGUUAAGUAGGUGGUGACCAUUUUACCUAUAUAUUGUCAUAAUGUAAUUUGCAAAAUUAUAGUAAUUAUGUUUUCGACUGAGUGUCCACACACUUAAACGAAAAGCUUUACAUCAGUGGGAUAUCAGGUGAAGAGUAUGUGACAGUGGCAAAUCCCUGUGGACUAUGUCCCCAAGUUACAGGGAAAUUCAGGUGUUUUACAGUGAGUUAUAUUUUCAUGGUUUUGGCCAUCAUCCCUGUUUCAUUUUUACUCACUGGCUCUCUUCCACGGACAAUGAGAUGAGAGAUAUCACUAGAUACAGCUUCAUACUCUGCACAGAGCACUGGGCAUUACUGAACAAGUGAUCAGAUCAGAUUUGGUCCCAGUUUGCCAUCACCUUCGCUUUGCUUUACUUUAGCACGUGUAGUUUAAACAAAUGGUUGAAAUGGGACUUCUGAUUGCUAUUUUCACAGAAUCCCUGGAUCUUUGCUAAGAUAUGGAUUUCCAUAACCAAUUAAAAAGAAGGCCAAAACUAAAAAAAAAAAAGUAAAUCAGUGGGUUCUU
This is a messenger RNA of Toxotes jaculatrix (banded archerfish), 1442 nucleotides long. It is a transcript of the gene c6h1orf52, whose product is annotated as chromosome 6 C1orf52 homolog. The transcript has 3 exons. NCBI's taxonomy places the organism in Eukaryota, Metazoa, Chordata, Actinopteri, Toxotidae. The record is from RefSeq and is a predicted model, not a curated record. Bases 162 to 815 code for a protein of 217 amino acids.